Oncorhynchus mykiss (rainbow trout) is the source of this 1907-nucleotide messenger RNA. The record is from RefSeq and is a predicted model, not a curated record. Lineage: Eukaryota; Metazoa; Chordata; Actinopteri; Salmoniformes; Salmonidae.
ACCAUUGUCAACUUCAUUGCACAGACCACCCUGCAGAUCCUGCUGCCGGCCCUGGCCCGCAUUCUAGGGGUGACGGGCUUUUAUGACAACGCUGACUCACUCAAGAGGGGUGGCAGUGCAAGAUCCUUCACUGCCUUUGAGCAGAAAAGACUGGAGCUCAUCCAGGAAGUUAAAUAUUUGGCGAAGUAACUGUGGCGGCAGGGCUCUCCGACCAAGGUCUAGCACACCCUCUUCCAAGAGUUCCCAGACCUCACUGAAAGUCCACCUGGGAAUGCCAGAGGACAGUAUCAUCAGCAGUGUCCAGGAGCAACUGUCAAAAUCUGACCAAAUGGUGGCUGCAGGACAGCUUUCACAAAUAGAUAAAGUGGUUGGAACUAUGCUGGAGAACAUUGAGAAGAUAAGCAGCGAAUGUGGCGAGGAAUUGGUCUAUCAAGAGUCACUGCGGUCUUCCUCCUCGUUGUAGGAUUGGUGCUCUCUCCCGUGAUCUCAGUCACCAAGUCAACCUCAUAAUUUCCGAUAGCAACUUGACCCCUCUGGGACUGACAGUGGCGGCUGGAAAGAGUGCAUCUGAUACCAUCCUUUCGAAGCUGAAGAGGAAUGACAAGGUGGGGGAGCCCACAACUUACGAGCUGGUUCAGCUGUUUGUAGAGGAGUCUGUUAAGUGCCUCCUGCUUCCUAGUUUUGUGCCCUAUUCAACUUCAAUGAGUUUGGCUCAGGGGGCCAAGGUGUUGGCUAGAGUGUCUGAAGAUAGAAUUUCAUGCUCUUCUUCUUCUUCAUCAGUAUUUAGUGACAGUCAGUCUCUUUACCAAAGUUAUGGUAAGCCAGGUCAUGUACUCUGUGGAUUCUGAUGCAGAAAGUAGAGGAUCCUCUCCAACUGAAUCUCUCCAAACAUCUGAAACCACUAUAUCUGAUGUAGGAAAUCUAUUGAGUGGCAAGUCCUCCCCUCGGCUGUCUCCUUCUGGCUCCAUUAUGGCAACAAGCGAGACCUCCAAUGCAGCACAAAUCUUGAAGGCCAACAUUGAUGGAGAGGAAGUGGAUACCACCAGUCAUUCUGGUGUAGCUCAAAACAUUGUCAGGGACGAUAUGUCAACCAGCCCAGACAUGGUCAAAGAUGUCACACUUCCAACCCCAUCCUCUGAUAACUUGGGCAGUGAUGAUGACGUCACCGGCCUCAUCAGCAUGUUAGUAAUGAGAAUUCUAACAGAAAUCCAAACCCCAGCAGAAGAUUACCCAGUUGACGUCACACGCAAGUCACAAGACCUGAUCCCCAAAGUUAUGGAGGUCUUCUGUGCAUGGUCAGGCUGCUCUGAGACACAAGCCUAUCCAGAGAACUUGAGGAUUCAUAAAGUCUACAGAGUCGUCUAUAAAAAUCUGUUGGAGGAGUUUGGCUCUGAGAAAAUCCUCCAACAGGCCGUGUCGACUCAGGACUCUUCAUUUGAUAGGAUUCUUGUCAAGUCUUUGAGUGAAGCGCUUCUCCACAGAUGUAAGGAGGCAUUGAGGGCAGCCUCAAGAACAUCAGUCAAAACCACCGGGCCUAAGGCUCUUCCACUGGCUGAGGAUGUGAGGGCUAGCAGCGGGAAACUAUCUUUUCUACAAAGGCUGGUCAGGCUGACAAGCAACUUAAAGCUAUUCAAGAAGGGGAACAAGAAGGAUUCCCACCGCUCUGAAUCAGAACAAGUACAGACCACUGCUGAAGAUGGCAUGCUGCCCAGCAUAGUGCCACAUGCUGCCAUGUCUGCACUGCCAAACGAUCUCCCCGUCAGCUCCCAACAGGAGACGCCUCACAAACGUCCACUUCUCGUCAGGAUGUUUUCUGCCAUCUCCAAAGGCCUGUUCAAGCCCUUCAAACAGUCCUUAAAGACCAAGUAACUUCAGACAAUUUAUUAAACGUCAUUCAUUGCAUUAAA